UUGACAAGAGUUCUAAAGAAACAGACGAGAUGGGACCGCUCCGUGUGGCUACGAUCAGUCUCCUGGUUGUUGUGGCGUUGUUGCUGAUGACCAUGGACGCCGACGGACGAAAACGUGGUCGGGGAAGGGAUCGUGAGGACAGGGGCCUGCGGAAUCAAGAAGGACCGCUGCCGUGGAGGGGGGGAAAUCCACCGAGCGGAGAAAAAGAGAGCGACGGGGAGGGUCGUGGAGGGGAAACAGAGGAGAGCGGAGGGCGCCGAGGACGGCCCCGUGGAAGGGGGAGGCAGAACAGCGGCAGUGGGGAAGAAGACAGCGCUGAGAGCGGGCUCAGUAGUGAGGAGGGUUCCCCUAGCGGCCCCAAACCGAAUCGCCGCCCUCGUGGCAGGAGACCAGGUCAUAAGGGAGACGGACAAGAUGGGGAAGACCGCCCGGGUGCCAGUGGCGAGGGCUCCGGUGGGGAAGACCGCCCGGGUGCCGGUGGCGAGGGCUCCGGUGGGGAAGACCGCCGGGUGCCGGUGGCGGGUGCCGGUGGCGAGAGCUCCGGUGGGGAAGACCGCCCGGGUGCCGGUGAGGAAGGCUCCGGUGGGGAAGACCGCCCGGGUACCGGUGGGGAAGGUGAGGGUCCAUCGGGCACUGGUGACGAAGGCCCGCCGGGAGCAGGCGAAGAAGGCGCCGGCGGGGAAGGCAACGAGCCCCCCGGCGGUGACACUCCCGUAGUUCUCCCGACCCAGGUCCCGUCUGCAUAA
Branchiostoma belcheri (Belcher's lancelet) is the source of this 746-nucleotide messenger RNA. RefSeq names its product spore wall protein 2-like. The coding region runs from base 30 to 746 and encodes 238 amino acids. The record is from RefSeq and is a predicted model, not a curated record. The transcript has 2 exons. Lineage: Eukaryota; Metazoa; Chordata; Leptocardii; Amphioxiformes; Branchiostomatidae.